AUGUCCUUCAUAGCUAUUUUAUUUGCCACGAUCAUGUACUUUAAGCAAGGCGAUGAAGCGAACGACACUUCAUCGGGCAUCAUUGACCUGCCCGGAGAUUCACUACUAAGCAAUUACGAUUUUAUUAUUGUCGGCGGAGGAUCAGCAGGUGCGGUGCUCGCAAAUAGGCUAACAGAAUUCGAACAUUGGAGUGUUCUAGUGAUAGAAGCUGGUGGGCAUGAAAAUGAAUUAUCGGGCGUGCCUUUGUUGGCAACCCACCAGCAACUAUCCGAUACUGACUGGCAAUAUAUAACUGAAUCUCAAAAUACAGCGUGUUUGGGUGAGUAA
This is a messenger RNA of Acyrthosiphon pisum (pea aphid), 327 nucleotides long. Its product is annotated as glucose dehydrogenase [FAD, quinone]-like. Gene Ontology annotation, molecular function: flavin adenine dinucleotide binding; oxidoreductase activity. The record is from RefSeq and is a predicted model, not a curated record. The coding region runs from base 1 to 327 and encodes 108 amino acids. The transcript is spliced from 2 exons. NCBI's taxonomy places the organism in Eukaryota, Metazoa, Arthropoda, Insecta, Hemiptera, Aphididae.